Fukomys damarensis (Damara mole-rat) is the source of this 809-nucleotide messenger RNA. RefSeq names its product glutathione peroxidase 1 (gene Gpx1). Gene Ontology annotation, molecular function: glutathione peroxidase activity. Gene Ontology annotation, cellular component: mitochondrion; cytosol. The transcript is spliced from 2 exons. NCBI's taxonomy places the organism in Eukaryota, Metazoa, Chordata, Mammalia, Rodentia, Bathyergidae. Gene Ontology annotation, biological process: hydrogen peroxide catabolic process; glutathione metabolic process; response to selenium ion. The record is from RefSeq and is a predicted model, not a curated record.
GCCACGUGACUCGCCAGUUAAGAGGCAGGCGCCCAGGCUCUUCCUAGCUAGCCUGAGAACGAACCCUCUUAGAAUUUUCGCUAUGUGUGCUGCUAGGCUGGCAGAGGCCGCUCAGGCCACUGUGUACUCCUUCUCCGCACGCCCGCUGGCUGGCGAGGAGCCGCUCAGUCUCGGCUCACUGCGGGGCAAGGUGCUGCUCAUCGAGAAUGUGGCAUCCCUCUGAGGCACCACGGUCCGGGACUUCACCCAGAUGAACGAGCUGCAGGCGCGCCUCGGGCCCAGGGGCCUGGUAGUGCUCGGCUUCCCGUGCAACCAGUUUGGACACCAGGAGAACGCAAAGAACGAAGAAAUUUUGAAUUUGCUCAAAUACGUCCGGCCAGGUGGUGGGUUCGAGCCCAACUUCACUCUCUUCGAGAAGUGCGAGGUGAAUGGGGCGAAGGCACAUCCGCUCUUCACCUUCCUUCGAGAGGCCCUGCCAGCGCCUAGUGACGACCCCACUGCGCUCAUGACCGACCCCAAGUUCAUCAUCUGGUCCCCAGUGUGCCGCAAUGAUGUGGCCUGGAAUUUUGAGAAGUUCCUGGUAGGCCCCGACGGUGUACCCGUGCGCAGGUACAGUCGUCGCUUUCCUACCAUCGACCUUGAGCCUGACAUCGAAGCCCUGCUGUCCUAGGGGCACGGCCCUGCAUAUGUCUCUCCUCCCGUCCUGGCUUGGCAGUUGCCAGCUGCUCUCCUGGAGGUUUGUCCAUGACGGUGUUUCCUCUCAACCUUCAGGAGGAACAUCCGAGUUCCAGGAAACCCCAAGAUGGGCA